UACAAAUACAUGUAUAUUUAAACAAAUACAACACUCAUUUAGUUUUUUCUCAUCACCAUAUCCUCAUUAUUUAUUUAUUUUUAUUUCUAAACACCCGUUUAUAAAGGAAAAAAGAUGGACUUUUUGACAUAUGCCCCCCAAAUUAUUAUUCAAUGGUGGGACCCACCAAACUCAAUUUAUGGCAUGAUCCAUUCCCAAACUUCAACCCCCACCCUAUAUAGCAAGAAUAUGCUUUUGCCUCCUCCUUCUACUUCUACACCAUUUCUUCAAUCUUUUCUCAUGGAUUCAUCUUUCCAAAUCCAGAAUUCGUCUUUCCAAAUCGAACCCAGAAAGAAGAAGUUAAAACUUUUAGAUGAAGAUGAUGACAGAAACCAUGGCGAGGGUUUCGGAUUGGAGAAUUUACCCAGGGAUGUACUCCUCGACAUACUCGCCAAGCUGCCGAUUUCAUCCCUGAUUCAGUUCCGGUUGGUUUGCCGUUCAUGGAAACUGCUGUCAGUCGACCCUGAACUUUCCCGGCUUCACCACGCUGCGGUGGCGGAAAACGACCCGACGCUGCUGUUCCACUGCGAUUACCCUAUCCGUAACCAACUCUCUUUCGUCGAGUUAUCCUCCGGUGGUGGCGGCGACGAAGAUGAAGAUGAUGAAGACGACGAAGACAAGAUCGUAAGAAAGAUUUCCACACCUUUUUGUAGCUCGAUGCCUGAAUUCAACGUCGUGGGUUCAUGUAAUGGCUUGUUAUGCUUGUCUGAUUCGCUUUAUGGUGAACCCGUUUACGUUUUCAACCCGUUUUCCCGGGAUUAUCUGGAGCUUCCGAAAUCUAAGCAGUUUCAGGAACAGGAGGUGAUGUUCGGAUUCGGAUUUCACCCAAUUACAAACGAGUACAAGGUUGUGAAGAUUGUGUACUACAGAAACAGGCCGGGGAAACGUCGGGUCAUCCGAAACAACAGGAAUUACCCGAAAUCGGAGGUUCAAAUUCUCACUAUUUCCAAAGAAACAAACAAAAAUCCAUGGAGAUCGCUCGGGAAAGUGCCUUACCAGCUUGACAGACAAGCGGCGGAAGUUCCUGUAGUGAACGGGAGAAUCCAUUGGCUGAGCCGACCUGGUAGAGUCGCCGGAGUUUUAGGUCGAGCGAUCAUCUCUUUUGACCUAAAAGACGAACAGUUCAAAGUAGUGACGAAACCUACCCAUGUUACAGUCAUCCGGAGCAACUUUCACUUGGCCGUCAUACGAGGGUGUCUAGCGGCGGUGAUUUCAUGUGGGUAUGGGAAAUUGGAGAUCUGGGUCAUGAAGGAAUACGAUUCCCAGGAAUCUUGGAUGAAGGAAUUCGUCAUCCAUGGAGUUUAUCCUGCAAGGGUCCCGAAUCAUGAGAACCAUUACCAGAUAGGGAGACCUGGUUUAUCACGGAGGAUGGUUAGGGUUUUAUGCGUUUUGAAGAACGGAGAGAUCUUGCUGGAAUACAGAGGAGGAAGCUUGGUGAAAUACGAUCCUAAAUGGAAAGAGUUUAAAGACGUCGUCUUCUCCAAAAUGCCCAAAUUGUUUCAGACAAUUGUUCAUCUGGGAACCCUCAAUUGGAUCCAUACCUCAAUGUAAAACGUCAUGUUUCAAGGUUUUUUUCGUAAUUUUUUUAGCCACUCAACCAGAUUCAAAGAAGCAAGCUGCAGCUGUAUACAGUUGUUCUUCCUCAAAUGGUUUUGAUA
Molecule: messenger RNA, 1697 nt
Organism: Lactuca sativa (garden lettuce)
Lineage: Eukaryota; Viridiplantae; Streptophyta; Magnoliopsida; Asterales; Asteraceae
Product: F-box protein At3g07870
Molecular function (GO): protein binding
Source: RefSeq, a predicted model, not a curated record